AUGGGUAUGGUCGCCAUUCGCCAGCCUUUCUCGCCCAAUAUCCGCAGUCCGACCUUGAGCGAAGCCGAAGAUGAGCUCGAGGCACAACUCACUGCCUUCUCCGACGACAAUGCUUUUAUCUGGGACGAUGCAUGGAACGAUAUCAUGACACAACAACGAUCACCACUAAGCCCGGUAGGCCUAGCGCGAGCCGACUCCGUAACUUACGACAUUUCUCCUUGGGUUCCUCCCCCUCAAGUGCCCAGAAAGUCUAGUAGACGGACAACGAUCGUGGACUACGAUGGCUCUUUCCGUUUGUCCAAAGUGCAUGAAGACCAUAUUGUAUCGCAGCUUAAACGUUCUCGCAGCAAAGCAAAGGACCUCAGUAUAAAGAUUCCAGAGUCAAGACGCAUGACGACCGAUACCUUCAUUCUUUCGCCGAUCCCGAUACCACCCAAGGACAUCAAAAGAACCAUUACGCCCGAGGUGGCCGAAGGUGUCAUCUUCAGCAUCUUGCGCAACCUCGAAAGCCUCGACGAUCUCUUUGCAUGUUCCAUCAUCAACCGCGGCUUCUACCGCGUAUUCAAGCGUCACGAGCUCGAGCUCAUGAAGGCUGCCCUGCGAAAGAUGUCGCCGCCUGCGUGGGAACACCGCGAGAUCUGUUACCCAGGCCAUGAUCAACUUAAUGAAGAAGAAUUGGAUCGCCCGAGGCAGGAAUACACCCCAACCUCGUUCAUCCAGUACUACACUCGCGACAUGUACAUCAUUGCAGCUAUCAAGUCGUUGAUCAAAGACAAAUGCCAGUCCUUCAUGCGACCAGAGAUAUCCGCGGCCAUCGUUAGUGAGAACCCGUAUCGUUCAGCACGUGUUGAUGAUGCACUCUGGCGCAUCUGGACCUUCUGCAAGAUCUUUGGUUCCGGAAGAGGACGCGAAGAAGAUAUCGUGGCACAGAUGGACUGGCUUAAAGGUGGCCUAAUGGUCCAUCAGAAGACCGCUACGCACAGUGCUCUCUUCGCCGACGACUUCAACGAGACUUUGGCAAGUGCCCCGGAAUGCUUUGCCAGGGGCAAUGAAGGUGGUCUGUCCGCGGAGCAACUUUUCGACAUGAUGGAGCUGUGGAACUGCCUAGGUGUUUUAUUGCAACCGAUGGAAGGCCGCACCAUCCAGGCUAGAGAAUAUGGCAUAUACGAAAAUACCAAUGUUCGCGGCGGUGACAUUGAUGGUGAAGAGUUGAUGCUUGACGAAUGGUACUACUACCUUCUCACGCUGGGUCUCUCCACCAUUCUCGAGCUCACUGCCCCAUGCACCAAAGCCGAUGCUUCAGUCUUCAUCCUUGCUUCUCAGAACGGAUGGGCGAACUGGAACCCUCCUAUGUUCGGUGCUACGCGCCGUAACUUCCUCAAAGAAGCCGCAUCGCGGGUGUACGAAGACAAGAUCGCCUGCACCUAUGCCGAAAACUCCAACAAGGACGUUCAGCGUGCGCUGUCUAAGCAGCGUAUCCAGAAGCAUAUCUCUGAACUCCGUCACAGGAAGAACAGUGGCGAAAGACUGAACGUUGUUCUCAUGAGCCAGGAGCGACCGAUCAGUGAGUGGGAAGGUGUUAUCAACAACCUGACGAGGCCACUCCCAAUUCCCACGUCGGGCAACAAUCUAGUCUCUCACAUCCCUUCUCUGCAUUCCGCAACUUUGUCCAUCUCAGUUCCGGAGCUUCCGACGGCCCGCACGCCUUCGCCACUUCCGCGCCCUCAAUCUCCCCCACGCCGCAUCGUGGCGCAACCACUUCUCCCUACCCCGCCACCUUCAACUGUUCCUAGCACUAGAGACCGAAGCAGCGUUGCGCUUAGCGACACGCACCCUGCAUUCAGGCAGUCGCGAUCUGGGAAUAUCCCAGAGAUGCCACGUCUGGACGAGCACCCUGCAUUUGUCAACCACAUGCGACGAGUGAGCACUAAAUCUGAUCACGAAUCGAAUCCCAUCUCGGCGCCAGCAUCAAGUACAACCAAUAGCCAGACCCAUAGCCAGCGGAGCAGUCCUUCCUUAGAUAGCCACUCGGCCUUCCAACAACAUCCUGUUCAACGCAUGGUCCAAGAUCUCGGACCUGUUGAAAACACCGUCGACCGCGCAGUCUACCGCAUCGUGGAGAUGGGCUUCACACCCGAGCAGGCGAGACAAGCGCUCAGACGUACCGAUUUAGGCGACGGCCUGAGAGUUGAUCGAGCGGUCGAGCUGCUGCUCCGGGAUAUGUGA
Molecule: messenger RNA, 2226 nt
Organism: Paraphaeosphaeria sporulosa
Lineage: Eukaryota; Fungi; Ascomycota; Dothideomycetes; Pleosporales; Didymosphaeriaceae
Exons: 2
Coding region: 1-2226 (741 amino acids)
Molecular function (GO): protein binding
Source: RefSeq, a predicted model, not a curated record